Molecule: messenger RNA, 2235 nt
Organism: Trichobilharzia regenti
Lineage: Eukaryota; Metazoa; Platyhelminthes; Trematoda; Strigeidida; Schistosomatidae
Source: the annotation of a GenBank genome assembly
UGAAAGUUGAACAUCAGACUUGACAAUUAUUCAGCCAAAUACGAGUUUCCAGCUCUAAUACUUCCAAAAUGCAAAUUUAUACUUCUGAAAAGCAUGGUUGUGAUACAACUGGAGAUGGAACAGAAAAGGCUCCACUGAAAACUGUUCUACAAGCCUUAAUCAAGUUAGAUGGUAAAGUUAAUGCAGAUACACGUAUCUGGGUUGACGGUGUUGGCGAUGAGGCAUGGGAUGUUGUGUCAAAAACUAAACUGAAGAAAGUAAUGAAGACAUACAGUGCACAAGCAAGAAAACAGGAGAAGGGGCAACAUGAUAAACCAUCAUCUGAGAAUAAAGAUGUUAGCAACCAUCUCAGUGAAGCUAUGGAAGUUCAGCUUACAUUGGAUGCAACACUACCUAAAGCACAACAGUGUAAAAUUCGAGAAUUACAAACUCUAUAUGAUAAGCGUGUUCAUGUGUAUGGUUGGGUGCAUCGAAUACGUCGUCAGAGUAAAACCUUAAUGUUUAUUAUUCUUCGUGAUGGUACAGGAUUUUUACAAUGUGUUUUCGCAAACAAUUUGUGUUUAACUCAAGAUGCAGUUACACUAUCCCCUGAAUCAACUAUCGAAAUUUAUGGAACAAUAAAACAAUUACCAGCUGGUAAAUCAGCUCCUGGAGGUAUUGAGCUGCUAGCUGAUUAUUGGUCAGUGAUUGGCAAGGCACCAGCUGGUGGCGUUGACUCUGUACUGACAGUGGAGAGUGAUAUUGAUACACAGUUGGACAAUAGACAUUUAGUUAUUCGAGGCGAAAAUACUGCAAAAAUGCUCAGACUAGUCGGUAUUGCUUUAUCAGCCUUUCGUGCACAUUAUACUGAUCGUGGUUAUGUUGAAGUAUUGCCGCCAACAUUUGUGCAAACCCAAGUUGAAGGUGGUUCCACUUUGUUUUCUCUGAACUAUUUCGGUGAAACUGCAUAUAUGUCUCAAUCGUCACAGUUGUAUUUAGAAACAUGUAUACCUGCAGUAGGCGACUGUUAUUGCAUCACUCGCAGUUAUCGAGCUGAAAAAAGUAGAACUCGACGUCAUCUCUCCGAGUAUAAUCAUGUUGAAGCAGAAUGUCCAUUUAUUGAUUUGAAUGGUUUAUUGGAGAGAAUUGAAGAUCUAGUUGUUGAUGUUUGUGAUCGUAUUAUGAAAGAAGCCGGUGAUCUGUUGUUGGACGUUAAUCCUGAGUUUAAAGCACCUAAAAGUCCAUUUAAACGCUUAAAAUAUGAAGAUGCUAUCGCUCAACUGAACAAUUUAGGCAUUAUAAAAGAAGAUUUAACACCUUUUCAAUUUGGUGAUGAUAUUCCUGAGGCUCCAGAACGUCGACUUGUUGAUACUAUUGGUGAACCAGUCCUGUUGACUAAUUUCCCUGCUGGUCUAAAAGCAUUCUACAUGUCGCGAACUGAAGGUGAUCGACGUCUUACUGAUUCAGUUGAUCUACUUGUCCCAGGUGUUGGUGAAUUAGUCGGUGGUUCAAUGCGUAUGGACAAUAUUGAUGAAUUAAUGAAUGGUUAUAAAUCAGAGCAGAUUGAUCCAACUCCAUAUUAUUGGUAUACUGAUCAGCGCAAAUUUGGAACUUGUCCACAUGGUGGUUAUGGACUGGGCUUUGAACGAUUUUGUACAUGGCUUUUAGGCAAAGAUCAUAUACGUGAUGUUUGUCUCUUCCCUCGUUUCACCGGUCGAUUUCGCCCGUAACUCUUACUCCCUGUGUGUGUGUGCGCACGCGCACAAGUGAAUGUAAUACUUACUGCUGUCUCCUUUCAAUUGAAUUACCAGAAUUGUAUGACAUUCCUUUGCUUAUUGACAGUUUUCCCAUUUUCUGAUGUCUUUUAGCCAACUGUUCUGCUUUUUGAAACUUUCAUUAUAAUUAGCACACCUAUAUGUCCUGAUCUAACUACACUGGCAUUCACUAACAGCUGAUGAUUAGUGCACCAAUUUAAUCAAUAGCCUUUAUUACUAUCUGUCUCUAUUACAGACUGGAAGAUAUCAUAACAGAUAACCUCAGGAUGAAUACUAUUCACGCUUUCAUUUUGUAGAGAUCUGUGUUUUCAUUUUGUGAUAUUGAGAUUUUCAGACUUUUCAGUUUUUAGUUAUUUCUCCCUUAAGCUUCAACUAAAACGACAUUUAAUAGUAUUAUUGUUUUGAUACACUAAUAAAAUCAGAAACUAUGAAUAAUAAUUUAUAAUUUUGUAAUCCCAUCAAACAAUCAAAAUUUACAAUU